AACUCUAAGUCCAUAGCUUGUUCUAGCGACGCCAGCACCAACCUCACCUCACCUCUCUCUGUCUCGAACCCUAAGCUCUCUGUUUGGCUUCCAAUGGAUUCUGUCCAAACAAAUCUUAAUGAUCCCCAAUCUUUUUCUGCGCAAACCCUAAAUUCAUACAACCAAAACCCUCCUCCGCCUCCAUCUCAGACAUUCGACUCCGAUCCUGUCCUUGAACACAACAACGCCAACAACGGUGCCCUGUCUAAUCCCGAUGCCCAUUCCAAUACUAUUAACAAUACUUAUUCAUUUAAACCCGACAUCCACAAGCCUCUACUGUCGGAAAAUGGGUUAACUAACACCCAUAGCGGUACCACAGACAAGGAUUAUUCUGGCGGGGAAGAGGAGACCACCAGCAGAAGGCGAAGGAGGAGCCGCUGGGACCCGCCCUCCAAUUCCAACAACCACCAGACAGGUAAUGAUGAGUCUGCCUCUGGAACCAAGAAGAGGAAGUCCCGGUGGGCAGAUGAUGAGCCCAAGCCCGUGAUUCAGCUCCCUGAUUUUAUGAAGGAUUUCACUGGAGGUAUCCAAUUUGAUCCUGAGAUUCAAGCUUUGAAUAGUAGGCUGCUAGAGAUUAGUAGGAUGCUUCAAUCUGGAUUGCCUUUGGAUGAUAGACCUGAGGGAGCUAGGUCUCCUUCGCCUGAACCUAUAUAUGAUAAUUUGGGAAUUAGGAUUAACACCAGGGAAUACCGGGCAAGAGAGAGAUUGACCAAAGAACGACAAGAAAUUAUAUCUCAGAUUCUUAAGAAGAAUCCUGCGUUUAAGCCACCAGCUGACUAUAGGCCACCAAAGCUUCAGAAGAAGCUUUAUAUACCCAUGAAAGAAUACCCAGGUUACAAUUUUAUCGGCUUGAUUAUUGGGCCUAGAGGGAAUACCCAAAAGAGGAUGGAGAAGGAAACGGGUGCAAAGAUUGUAAUUAGGGGUAAAGGUUCCGUGAAAGAAGGUAGGCUGCAGCAGAAGAGAGAUUUGAAGCCUGAUCCUGCAGAGAACGAGGACUUGCAUGUUUUGGUUGAGGCCGAAACACAAGAAUCACUUGAUGCUGCUGCAGCAAUGGUGGAAAAGCUCUUGCAGCCUGUAGAUGAAGUAUUAAAUGAGCAUAAGAGGCAACAGUUGAGGGAACUCGCUGCAUUGAAUGGAACAAUAAGAGAUGAAGAGUAUUGUAGGUUGUGUGGUGAGCCUGGGCACCGUCAAUAUGCAUGUCCUUCUCGCACCUCAACCUUUAAGAGUGAUGUUUUAUGUAAGAUUUGUGGUGAUGGUGGGCAUCCAACAAUCGAUUGUCCAAUGAAGGGAACUACAGGGAAGAAAAUGGAUGAUGAAUAUCAGAAUUUCUUGGCUGAGCUAGGUGGUACUGUCCCUGAUUCAGCUAACAAGCAAAACUCUUCGUCAGUCAGUUCUGGAAGCAAUCCUCCUUGGGCUAGCAGUACUGGAGGUGCUGGAAGUGCACACCCUGGCUUAGGUUCCAAUGCUGUUAAGCCCCCCAAAGAAUAUGAUGAUACUAAUUUGUACAUUGGAUACUUGCCUCCCAGUCUUGAUGAUGAUGGUUUGAUUAGUUUGUUUUCAGCUUAUGGUGAUAUUGUGAUGGCAAAGGUAAUCAAGGACCGGGUUACUGGACUGAGUAAAGGGUAUGGUUUUGUGAAGUAUGCUAGUGUUGACAUGGCAAACAAUGCUAUUAAGGGAAUGAAUGGUAGUCUUCUAGAGGGAAGAACCAUUGCUGUGAGAGUUGCUGGCAAGCCACCACAACCUGCAGUGCCUCCUGGUCCACCCACAUUGUCAAUGCCCACUUACCCUGUCUCUAGUCAGCCAGUUGGUGCCUAUCCAUCACGACAAUUUACAACUGGAGGUCCUAUUCCUAAUGCUGCUUCUGCUAGUUAUGCAGGAAAUCCAGUUCCAUGGGGACCACCAGUUCCUCCUCCUCCCCCUUAUGCCCCUUAUGCGCCUCCUCCCCCUCCUCCUCCUGGCUCAACCAUUUAUCCUCCUGUUCAUGGUCAGCCUAUGCCACCUUAUGGUUUGCAAUAUCCCCCACAAAUGCAGACGGUUCCUCCUGGUGUUCCACCUCCACCUCAACCUGUGACUUCUAGUGAAACAGCACAAAGUUUUCCACCAGGAGUGCAAUCUGAAAAUAGCACCUCUGCCCCAGCUAUGCCAGCUAAUAUCUACGGGAACUCAAUGACUGCAAUGCCUCCAAAUUCGCAAUCUGCAUAUCCUACAUCUUCAUUAGGUUACUCUUCUUAUUACAAUGCAGUUCCUCCCCCUCCCCCUCCUCCGCUACCUACAUCUUCCACAGAUAAUUCUCAGAGCCUUAGUAAUGUCCCUUGGGCUCCAAAUCCUCUUUUGACUCCGGCAGCAUCCUCUGGAGAGAAAACAACCUAUGGUGCAGAUACUGAGUAUGAGAAGUUCAUGGCAGAGAUGAAGUGAUGCAAAUUUACACCAUUGAUGGUUAUAUGCGGAGAGGACUGAUGUUUCUUGGAGCUCUUGUGAACCUGAUUUCUUACCUCUUGCCAUGACUUUGUUGGAAGUUUGGGACUCACAUCUUUAACCUUCCUGUACUGUUAUGAUAUUUGCAGAGACUUGGAUACAAGUUCAGUUCAUGAGGUUGCAUUCUGAAAAGGCCGUUCAAAUUUUAUUAAUAUGAAAUAUUCAAUCAACCUGUAGGACUUGGUUUUAUGUUCUAUGAAUUCACAUUGGGUUUCUGUUUUUCGUCUGAUUGCUAGUGUUACUAUGGUUCCAUUUUGUCAAGCUGUUUUCCACAAAUGGUUCCUGACAUUUCUUGUUAUUAUGUUUACUUCUCUCGGGGAUUGUUUAACAGCUUUUUCAAUUAGUUUAGCAUAUUAUGCUAUUUCCUGGUUAUAAUGCCCUUUAUUUGUAAGGUUAAAUUUGCCUAGUUGCUGUGCCUGGAAGCUUUCUAGCAUUUGUCGUUUCUGUUUGUUGGAGGUAAUUUGUUAAUAUUAAGGAUGCAGGAUUAUGUUCUCUCUAUUAUAUGUAUUUGUGUGUGUGUGUUUUCUAUGAUUCUAUUUGUCUUUAUAUUACACUGAUGUAUCUUCUAAGUUCAGAUCUGGCUGGUGAAAGAAACCACGUCUUUAUAGCCACUGGGUUUUUAAUUUUGUCUUUUAUGCUUCUUGAGCGGAGAAAUAGCUCCCAUGAUUGCAGUUUGUGUGGGAAAGAGAAUGACAAGUGUUUGAUUCAUCAAUAGAGGUUGUAUGUGGUCCAACUUAAAGUUGGAUAGUUGUAAAUUUAAGAAGUUUGAUUUAUGCCUUUUGAGUAAUCGUUCAUCUCUUCAUAUUUCUUUAAGCAUACGACAUAUUAGGACAAAGAAGAGCAUUCGUUGAACUAGUAAUACUUCUCUAAUAGGUUUUGGUUGUUCUAAUUGACUACUUAAGUUAGAUGUUAACACUCUCAAUAGCUAUUAUCUAUUGACUGCUUAAGUUAGAUGUUACUCCGUCUCUUCAUCUUUCUUUAAGUAUCCUUGUCCGACAAAUGUUAUGACAUGGUUAAGGGGGUAUGAUCUUUCCAGAUAUAUGGAAAAACUUAGUAAGGAACACUCACAUUUCGGUGCAGGCAACUUAGGCUAUUAUGAUCCUAGUCAUGGCAAAUUGACUUUUGGAAUCUGUAAUACUUGGUUUGGUCUUCAGUGAAGAACUGACAUGAUGAUUAUAAAGCUCUGAUAAGCUGAUUACCUAUUAUAUGAUCCACUUUACAUAACCUUAAUGUGUUUUCAACUGUUGGAUUGCAGAUUUUGUUGCAUUAUUUAUUUUCCUUAUUCAAGUUUUACUUUUUACUUUUUUCUAACAUUAUAUAAUUUUCAUGGCAACUUACUUUUUAUGUAUCAGACCAUUUCAUUUACUGUGCUACAUUGAUUAGGUUUAAACUGUGUUGGUGUAACCUAACCCAGGAUGCUUUUAAUAUUCAUGCACUGCCUCAAAAUAAAAUAGUGAUAUGUACUUGCUGCAGUUUUUUACUAAUGGAGCAUAGUAUUGCUAGUCCCUUCUCCGUCUUUUAAUAAUUUAACAUUGUUGGUGAUGCAUUACUGACCUUAUGUUUCUAAAACUUUAGAAUUGGUGCCUGGUUUGUAAGGAUGAAUUUUGAUGUCAUAUUUAUGAAAAGGUGAAUACUAUUUCUUAUGUACUUGCUUUUCUGGGGAAUUCAUUGAUGAUAAAAUAUUGAGACUGACUUUUCCAUUCUUUAUCUUUAGUUUCACAUGUUGGUGUGCUUAUAUUCCGUGUCAAUACUGAUUAACCACUUGGGUUUUUUCUUUUGCCUUUUUCUUUUUUGCUUGGUAUUUGUGAUGCUGGAGAUACUUUUAGACAAAGAUUAAUCUGCAUAUUGCAAUGUCUUUUAAUUAUGGUGAAACUAGUAAACCAUCGGUUUACCUUAUCCUGGAUUUUUCAUUCUGUAAUCCUGGUAGGCUAAAUACCGAGGCAGACAGCCUCAUCCACAUUUUUUUGACCACCUUAUCUGACCUUGUUAUUUUGUUGAGUAAGUUGGUCAGGGUUUGCAUGUUUUGAGAUAAUGGGAUGUUUUGCAAGGUAUGUGUUGCUGUCAGAAGUUUUUGUGGACUCCAAUGAAAGCUUUUUGGUAUAUCGGCUAGUACUGGCCUAGCUUCAUGGUCUUCAAUAGAAUGAAUGGCUUUGUUCCCAUUUUGUGUGUACCGAUAGGAGAGUGUUGGUGUAGUGUGCUUAUAUACUGGAGUUCAGAAUUUUUGUACAAUCUGUUAGCUGCUUAGUGGUGCUUGUUGUUGGAUCUCAUAUAUAUCAAGUGUCCAGAAGUUGGUUAUUGUAUAUGAUAUAAUUCAUUGUUUUUCUCUUA
Gossypium raimondii (Peruvian cotton) is the source of this 4842-nucleotide messenger RNA. RefSeq names its product splicing factor-like protein 1. The transcript is spliced from 2 exons. The record is from RefSeq and is a predicted model, not a curated record. Gene Ontology annotation, biological process: regulation of mRNA splicing, via spliceosome. The coding region runs from base 94 to 2454 and encodes 786 amino acids. NCBI's taxonomy places the organism in Eukaryota, Viridiplantae, Streptophyta, Magnoliopsida, Malvales, Malvaceae. Gene Ontology annotation, molecular function: zinc ion binding; mRNA binding. Gene Ontology annotation, cellular component: nucleus.